AUGAAAUUUGCAGAACAUUUGUCAGCACAUAUUACUCCAGAAUGGAGGAAACAAUAUAUAAAUUACGAGGAAAUGAAAGCAAUGUUAUAUACUGCUGUAGAGGAGGCUCCUGCAGCAGAUUCCGUAGAACCAGAAGUGUUGGCUAGACAUUUUGCACAUUUCGAUGAACAGUUUUUCCACUAUUGUGAUAAUGAACUUAAGAAAAUUAAUACUUUUUACUCAGAAAAACUUGCCGAAGCCACCAGGAAAUUUGCUGCUUUGCACACAGAGUUAAAAGCAUCUUUAAGAAUGGGUAGCAAUAAAAGCAAGCGAGAAACAGCAAAAAAGGCCCUCUUGCCAUACCGCAAAGUCCAGGAAUUAAAAUUGGCUUUUAGUGAAUUCUAUUUAUCUUUAAUAUUACUCCAGAAUUAUCAGAAUUUAAAUCAUACGGGUUUCAGGAAAAUACUCAAAAAACAUGAUAAGCUUUUAUCUGUUGAAAUUGGUGCCAAAUGGCGAAAGGAGCAAGUCGAGACUUCACAUUUUUUUACAAAUAAAGACAUUGAUAAACUUAUUAAUGAAACUGAAAGUGCUGUGACUAAUGAUUUAGAAGGUGGUGAUCGCCAAAGGGCGAUGAAAAGGCUGAGAGUACCUCCCUUAGGCGAACAACAAAGUCCCUGGACAACUUUUAAAGUCGGACUAUUUUCCGGAAGCUUUAUUGUCUUAGUAAUAACAGUCAUACUCUCCGCAAUUUUUCGAGACACAACAACCGAAAGUCUCCUGAUAGCAUUCAGACUCUACAGAGGUCCUCUUCUGAUAAUCGAGUUUAUUUUUCUUCUCGGAGUCAACGUUUACGGUUGGCGUUCAUCAGGAGUGAACCAUGUCUUGAUUUUCGAGCUGGACCAAGAAAUCAUCUAUCUGAGCAGCAUUUGA
Molecule: messenger RNA, 909 nt
Organism: Ctenocephalides felis (cat flea)
Lineage: Eukaryota; Metazoa; Arthropoda; Insecta; Siphonaptera; Pulicidae
Product: xenotropic and polytropic retrovirus receptor 1-like
Exons: 7
Coding region: 1-909 (302 amino acids)
Biological process (GO): phosphate ion transport; cellular response to phosphate starvation
Cellular component (GO): cytoplasm; plasma membrane; Golgi apparatus
Molecular function (GO): inositol hexakisphosphate binding
Source: RefSeq, a predicted model, not a curated record